AUGGACUGCCUUUCGAAACCCAAGUCUGCAGUGUCUCAUAGUGCCAAGGCACAUUACGUCGAGAAGCAGUUCAAUUGGACUGCUCCAGCAGGCUUAAAAGAUAACGUCAGGUUUAGGGCUACUAUUGUUCACAAAAAGGAGGUGUUUUGGGAGAACGUAUUCUCAAUCAUGAUGACAUACGAUGUAUCGGAAGAAAUCACUUCCAAUACUUCCUCGACUACAGCUAACACAACUACUAAUUCUACAACAACAGUGACUGAUACAACUACCCACAUUACUGUCGCCACUACUACGACAGCACCCAGUGAAGCUGCUACGCUCGCAACAAACCUCCUCGCCAUGGCCAUCUUUAUUAUUUUUCUGUUACAUUAGAACAUUGUUGGCAUUGAAUCUGUAUAAUGAUACAACAUGCCUUAGGGGACUUUCCAAACAUAUCACGUCUACUGCAUAACAAUGACA
Molecule: messenger RNA, 459 nt
Organism: Owenia fusiformis
Lineage: Eukaryota; Metazoa; Annelida; Polychaeta; Sabellida; Oweniidae
Source: the annotation of a GenBank genome assembly